GAGAAGAGAGUUUCUCUCUUGUCCUACCACCCCUGUUCGUGUUGUCAGGCAGCCAGUCCCUUAGCAGGAGCAGACGUCCAAGGUGCAAAGGCAGCCAAUGGCAGGGGCCGGAGAUGGCAAAUAAUCCUUGUACCAGGUAACAUUCCAUGCAUGCUCUGCAUGUCCGCUGGAGUCGGUCCCUUACAGUGACUCUGGAAAGAAGAAAAAAGAAUCGCUAUCACGGCUAUGGCAGCACCAAAGAAAGUUCUGCUCUCCUCCCCUCCUGAUGGAGGCUGGGGAUGGAUGAUUGUUGUUGGCUGCUUCCUCGUUACUAUCUGCACUAGGGCUGUAACAAGAUGUAUCUCAAUUUUCUUUGUGGAGUUCCAGACAUACUUUGCUCAGGAUUAUGCCCGAACAGCUUGGAUCCAUUCCAUUGCAGACUGUGCCACAAUGCUGUGUGCCCCACUUGGAAGUUUUAUCAGUAACCAUCUAUCGUGUCAAGUGGGCAUCAUGCUUGGAGGACUGCUUGCAUCUGCUGGACUGAUCCUGAGUUCAUUUGCCACAAGCCUGGAACACCUCUACUUUUCAUUAGGAGUGCUUACAGGACUUGGAUUUGCACUUUGUUAUUCUCCAGCCAUAGCAAUGGUGGGAAAAUAUUUCAACAAAAAGAAAGCACUGGCUUAUGGGAUAGCCAUGUCAGGGAGUGGAAUCGGUACCUUCAUUCUGGCCCCUGUGGUCCAACUCUUGAUUGAACAAUUUUCUUGGCGUGGAGCUUUACUCAUCCUGGGCGGUUUUGUUUUAAAUCUCUGUGUCUGUGGUGCCCUAAUGAGGCCUAUUACUCUUAAGGAGGACCAUAAACACCCUGAGUUUCUUGAACAGGAGUAUGUCUCAGAAGCACAGAAGCAAGAUUUAAAGCAAUUGUCUAUCUGUUCACCUUUAAUCAAAGCAUGGUCCCAUGAAUGUCUAUGCUGCUGCUCCUGGCAAGAAUACAACUUCUUACUGAUGCCAGACUUCAUGAUGCUAGCAGUGUCUGUUUUAUUUAUGGCAUAUGGCUGUAGCCCUCUUUUUGUCUACCUAGUGCCUUAUGCUUUGAGCGUUGGUGUGAAUCAUCAGCAGGCUGCCUUCCUUAUGUCCAUACUUGGUGUCAUUGAUAUCAUUGGUAAUAUCACCUUUGGAUGGUUGACAGACAGAAGGUGUCUGAAGAAGUACCGCUAUGUUUGCUACCUCUUUGCUGUGGGAAUGGAUGGCCUCUGUUGUCUCUUCCUUCCCGUUCUCCAAAGUUUCCCCAUGCUUGUGCCAUUCUCAUUUACCUUUGGGUAUUUUGAUGGAGCCUAUGUUACAAUGAUCCCUGUCGUGACAGCAGAUGUAGUGGGAACUGCUUCCUUAUCAUCAGCCCUAGGCGUAGUUUAUUUUCUUCAUGCACUCCCUUAUCUAGUGAGUCCACCUGUUGCAGGUUGGUUGGUGGAUACAACCGGCAGCUACACUGCAUCAUUCAUUCUGUGUGGAUUUUCCAUGAUACUCGGUUCAACAUUACUGUGCUUUGCUAGACUAGCAAAGAAAAUCAAAAGGACACAGCUGAGGUCUCUUACCAGAGAUACUGACACAAAACAGCAGAUCUGGACAAAUGGAGCAACAGCUUACUCUGUGUCUGGAGAUUUAGACCAAAAGGAUGUAGAAAUAUUGGCCACUGAGGCAAAUAGAUGACAAGUGCCAUCAAGCUUUGGUAUGCAGCACAGCCAUGGCUAAGAGAAAUGUGACUGCACAUGCUACACUCUUGAAGAUACAUUUUUCCCAAUACAAUGAAAGAAACAAGCCAUCUUUCAACUAGAUUUUUCUCUCAUAUUUUAUUAGGGUAAAAACUGUGGUUUAUACAGCUCUAAAACAAAGUUAGAUACAAAUUAGGAAAGUUCUUCAGUUAACGUAUGCAGGAUAUUUUCUGAGUAAGUAAUGCUGACUCCAGAGAUAAUAGGAUGAAUCUACUGAGGUAACUGAUCAUAAUCAGUGGGGGGGAGGGAUAGCUCAGUGGGUUGAGCAUUGGCCUGCUAAACCCAGGGUUGUGAGUUCAAUCCUUGAGGGGACCAUUUAGGGAUCUGGGCCAAAAAUUGGGGAUUGGCCCUGCUUUGAGCAGGGGGUUGGACUAGAUGACCUCCUGAGGUCCCUUCCAAUCCUGUUGUUCUAUGAUUCUAUGGAUUUACAUGAUCAUCACAAAGCAAAACUGAACGAUGGAAUUUAGGUUGAAUCCAUUUUAAAAAUGGGGCUGAUGAAAUAAGCUUUUCAAUGAUGCACUCUGUUUUGUUUAUCAAUGGACUGACCAACAAAAAAAUGUUCCAAGCUUAUUGGCCUUUGCCAAAUGUUUGAAAAUCACUGUAACUGAAAAUGCCAAUGUCACUGUUAAGGAAUUCUGCAGGAAAGUUGCGUUUUAGACUAUGUAGAACAUUAUUUCAAAGUAUCUCUGAAGCAGCUUUAAUUUUAGUGUGCCUAAAUUUUGUACAUAACCAGAAUUCAGCUUUAUGAGAAAUACAAUUCUUUAUAGCUCUGUUCCCAAACCUGCUACAAGAUGUUUGCCCUCUCCCACUUCAAAGGUCCCUGGAAAGGGGAUAGAGUUCCAGUUCAGGUAUUAUCCCCUGUUGCUGAUCCCUUUUGUGAGCAGAUGGGAAGGCAGUCUGUGACUGCCAUCCCAGCUGGGCUCUGGAGCCCAGUGUGUUUGGUUUGUUCUUCCAGGGUUUUUAUGCAUGGGACCAGGCAUACUGAAAUGUAAAGCAGCCAAAGCAAAUUCUCAUUGCCUGAAAUCCAAACCAGACCCAACCCAGAGAGGUCCUUCUCCUCUCUAACUCCAAGGGCCAGAUCCUCAGUGGAUGUGAAUCCGUGAUUUACAACAGAUGAGGAUCUGGCCCUUACUGUUUUUGGCUUGUUUGGGUCAGAAGACAACUGCUGACAUUUGCUGCUGAUUCAGACUCAUUGUGUUGGGGAAAAAAAACAAUACAAUUGGGUGCUUCAGAAAAGCUAUGGAGUAAAUGUAGCUUGUGGGGUACAUUACUGAUACAUUCAUCUAUGGUACACUUCUACAUUUCCAAAUGUAACAGACGGGUGACAAUUUAAACUCUGAAAUGAAGGUUGUUUCUAUGUUUUGAUAUUGUAUAAGGUUGUGUUCUGUUUGUUCUCAAAUUGAUUAGCGCUCAAAGAAUUUUAACACUGGACUAGUAUUUUUCUUCAUCUACAAUGUAUUCAGUAAAAAGAAAAGGAGGACUUGUGGCACCUUAGACUAAUACAUUUAUUUGAGCAUAAUAAUAAUAACAAUAAUUAAUAAUAAUGUUAGUCUCUAAGGUGCCACAAGUCCUCCUUUCCUUUUUGCAGAUGCAGACUAACACAGCUGCUACUCUGAAACCUAUCAAUGUAUUCAGUAGUUGCUCAUGAUUUCCUAGUCCUGUAAAUGUGAGAAGGGAAAGUGACAGCGAUCACAGUAUAUAAAGCUGUUUUAGAUCAUCAGGAACUGACAGUACAUACUUUAGGGGCAUAACACUUUUUUCUUUUUUUUUUUUUUUUUUUUACUAUUUUUAUAAAUAGAACAUGAGUUGACUAGGUUUGUCAUGCAUAUUUCAGUAUAAAAUAUUGAGACAUAAUUUAACCUCACUGUUAGUGUUCUGAGAAGGUAUUUAUUAUGGGUACCAUGUUACAUAAAGCUAAAGAGCCUGAUUCGGCAGUCCAAUUUAGCUGCACAGAGCAUAGGUAAGGGGGUUGUACGCAAAGGUAGCUUCACU
Molecule: messenger RNA, 3737 nt
Organism: Dermochelys coriacea (leatherback sea turtle)
Lineage: Eukaryota; Metazoa; Chordata; Testudines; Dermochelyidae
Gene: SLC16A12
Product: solute carrier family 16 member 12
Exons: 7
Coding region: 226-1683 (485 amino acids)
Biological process (GO): monocarboxylic acid transport; transmembrane transport
Molecular function (GO): monocarboxylic acid transmembrane transporter activity
Source: RefSeq, a predicted model, not a curated record